Messenger RNA from Physcomitrium patens, 513 nucleotides. The record is from RefSeq and is a predicted model, not a curated record. Lineage: Eukaryota; Viridiplantae; Streptophyta; Bryopsida; Funariales; Funariaceae.
AUGGGGCAGCUCACUUCUGAUUAUCUGUUUUAUCAUUCUAGACUCCUAAAUGGUUGCUCUGAAUGUGAAAGGUUGCGGGUGGCCUUUUCAGAUAAUCGACCAGAGAGAAUCAACCAGUUUUUCGAAGUUCAGUUACUAGCUUCUAAUUUCGAGCGAUGUCUCCAGACUCUUGUGUUCGAGCCUGGCAUGGCCAAGUCCAUCCACCACGCUCGUGUUCUCAUCAAGCAACGCCACAUCAUGGUCGGCAAACAAAUCGUCGAUGUCCCCUCUUAGGUUCGCGUUGACAGUCAAAAGCACGUUGACUUUGCUCUGUCAAGCCCACUUGGUGGCGGAAGACCUGGCAGAGAAGCCCAGAACUUGAAGGCUGCAUCCCAGAAGGCAUCUGGUGGUGACGACGAUGAGGACAAGGAUGACGAGUAGAUCUUGAAUUUACCAGUAGCUGAAGGGGUUCACCAGGCUAUUUGUGUGAUUGAUGAAUAAGCUAAGAAAAGCAGUUGAUUCUCUUUCCUGUGG